CCCCACCCCUUCGGGUUCAUCACAUGGUCGCGAUGGAGGCUGCUCUCCUGUGUAUAAAGCGGGAGGAGCGCAGGCAGAGGCUGAAGACCCCCGUGCGCUAAUCCCUGUGAAAGGCACCAGACACUUCUCCGGGCACCAUGGCGGACACCAACGGCGGCAGCAUCACCCCUCUGGCGAGGGAACUGUCUCAGCCUCGACUGGCCUCGGCCUACGACGCGUCCCCGACAGGCCCCCAGCUCCACCCGUGCAGGAUGAGAAAGCUAUCGAGCUGCGCCUCGCUGGACAAAACCGAACCGGGCCGGUCCCCGUGCGCCGCCGAGGCGCGCGUCCUGGUCCUCAACACCGGCGGCACCAUCGGGAUGACGCUUCACGAUAACGUUCUUGCUCCAAAGGCCAAUGCCCUUGUGGAGAGUCUGCGUAAGCUGCCCAUCCUCCACGAUGAGGUGUACGCCCAGCAGACCGGCCUGUACGAGUACUACGGGCAUGAAACCACCCUGGUCCUUCCGCUGAGUAAAUCAAAGAAGAGGAUUGUCUACACCAUCCUGGAGUAUAAUCCUUUGCUGGACUCUUCCAAUAUGACCACAGAGGACUGGGUCAAAAUUGGAAAGGACAUUGAGAAAAACUACGAAAGCUACGACGGCUUUGUGGUCCUUCAUGGCACCGACACCAUGGCUUACACAGCCUCCGCCUUGUCCUUCAUGUGUGAGCAUUUGGGCAAGCCAGUCGUUCUUACCGGCUCCCAGGUGCCCAUCUAUGAGCUGAAGAACGAUGGCAGGGACAACCUCCUGGGGGCGCUGCUAAUCGCUGGACAGUUUGUCAUUCCUGAGGUGUGCUUGUAUUUCUACAACAAACUCUAUCGAGGGAAUCGUGUGACUAAGGUGGAUGCCGGGAGUUUCAAUGCUUUCGCCUCCCCUAACUUGGCUCCUCUUGCCAUAGCUGAAGUGGAUAUUACAAUCAACUGGGACACGGUGUGGAGGGCAAACACCACAGCGAAGUUUCAAGUCAGCACUCAGCUGAACCGCAACGUGGGUCUGCUCAGGCUGUUUCCAGGAAUCACUGCCUCUUCCGUGAACGCUUUCCUGCAGGCGCCCAUGAGGGGGGUCGUCCUGGAGACCUACGGAAGCGGGAACGCCCCGGAUAACCGUCCCGACCUGCUGGCCGUGCUGAAGAAGGCCACGGACGAUGGCGUCAUCAUGAUCAACUGCACGCAGUGCUUGAAGGGGACGGUGUCAGCCUCCUACGCCACCGGCCAGGUGCUGGCGGAGGCAGGCCUGAUCGCUGGUGGGGACAUGACCCCAGAGGCUGCCCUGUCCAAACUCUCCUAUGUGCUGGCCAAGAACGAGCUAGAUCUGAGUGCAAAGAAAAAGCUGAUGGCUCAGAACCUGCGAGGUGAGAUGACCAAUGAAUUUCAAGGAUCCCAACUGUGUCUGAGCAACAGCCAUUUCAUCCAGCUCAUCGCCAAGACGCUGAGCAUCAGCUGCAGGGAGGAGCUGGCAGCCAUCCGGAACGCUCUGACUCCUCCUCUGGCCUGUGCUGCUGCUAAGAGUGGAGACAUAGAGGCUCUAGAUGCCCUCAGAGAAAUGGGUAGUAACUUGUGUCUGGGUGACUACGAUGGACGCACACCUCUGCAUGUUGCUGCCUCUGACGGCCACCUGAAAAUGGUGCAGUAUCUACUUGAGAACGGAGCCUCCGUCCACGCCAAGGAUCGUUACGGAGACACGCCCCUGUCCAACGCAGUCCGCUUCAGGCAAAAGGAUACCGUGAAGCUGCUGAGAAAGACCGGAGCUCACCUCUCCAGAGACCAGCUGGAGGAAGCAGGAAGUGAACUGUGCAGCCUGGCAGUCAGUGGGGACCUGGAAGGUCUGGAAAACUGGAGCCUUGCUGGGGCAGAUCUGAGCAAACCGGGCUACGAUGGAAGGACGGCCAUUCAAGUGGCCGAAGCUGCCGGCCGAAGGGAGGUGAUGGCGUUUUUGGUCCAGCUCAUCAACAAUAAGCCCCAGAGGUUUUUUGGUGAUUUUAGAGAGUAUGAUAAAUAUGAUGAUGAUGACGAUGAGGGUGGUUUAGUGAUCGAGUUCACGGCCCCCCCGGCUGGACGUUGAGCCCGCGCUGUCCAGGCCCAUGACACUCCGUCCAUCUGUUUUCUGCCAUCCUUUAAUCACCGUCCGUCAUGUUCAACUGCUACUAUUUUUUGAAAAUCUCUAUGGAGAUCUAUGUAUGAAAGGCAUUAACACUUUAAAUGUUUUAAUCAAAUGUUUGUGUAACUGUCAGUGAACAAAAGGAACAAAGGGUCAACUCCAUCUGAGCCGAAUAUUUUAAUGUCACUCAAAAAAAGUGAUGUUUGUCCAAAGCAGUGUUUUGUGUUCACAGGGUAAAUUGAGAGAUUUUAUUUGAAUUCUUAUUUGAGACAGGAAGAUGGGAAAUUUGAAAACAUUGAGUUUUAUUAUUCAAACUGCAUUAUGAAUCACUUCAGACAAACAGAACCAGAGCACUUAAAGCUGAGCUUAGUGCCGCUCUGCAGGGAUCACCAAAACCUGCAGGUAUCUCCGGGACUCAACCAGCCUGUUUCAGGUGCUGAUCGACAAGCUGGACCUGUCGCAUAUCUUGUACUGUGAAACGGAAAGGGGAAGUCCAGACCAUUUUGAGUUUGAUAAAGGUCUAAAAGAUAAAAAAUUUUUGUGUUCCCUAAUAUUUCCUGACAUGUUUCAUGUAUUCUUAUAAGUAAACUACUGACUGUACCUUUCUCCUCUUUGUGCGACAAAAGCAAUAAUUGCUGCUACGCUUCUUUGAUAUGAUCGACUUUUUAAAUUUGUCCAGGAUUUGUGAUUGUAUCUUAAUCACUUUAAUUGUACCCUGCUGAGGCCCACUGUCUCACUGUUGUUUUUCAAAGAAAAUUCAGUGCAGACUAAAGUAUCCCUGUGGUCUUGCUUGUAGUUUGAAAAAAAAAUCAAAAGAAAAUAAAACUAUUCUUUUACAAGAAA
This is a messenger RNA of Menidia menidia (Atlantic silverside), 2978 nucleotides long. Lineage: Eukaryota; Metazoa; Chordata; Actinopteri; Atheriniformes; Atherinopsidae. The record is from the annotation of a GenBank genome assembly.